Molecule: messenger RNA, 1110 nt
Organism: Colletotrichum phormii
Lineage: Eukaryota; Fungi; Ascomycota; Sordariomycetes; Glomerellales; Glomerellaceae
Exons: 3
Coding region: 242-799 (185 amino acids)
Source: RefSeq, a predicted model, not a curated record
CCAUGGCAUUGCGCGUUUCUAAGCUCUCAAAGUACCCAAGCUGACGUACCUCGAACCACCGAACCUCGACAGCUUCACAUCCUCUGACGAACAACUCCACGACGAUACCAACCUACAAAUAUCUCGAGAACCCCGCAAUAACCAGGGUCAAUAACGUACCUUUCCCUUCGACCUCUACCUACUCGUGCGAGACCCCGCGUCCCUUUCAGACCCUCAUACCGCAACACAGAACCAAAGCAUCAUGGACUUUGCUCCCUACCAGUCCUCCCCGCCGGAGCGCGAACGAGCCCUCUCCCCGCCCCUCGCAUCGCCGCGCGCCUCGGCCGACAUUCGAAGACCCUUCUCACCGUACGGUCAACCGUCACCCCCGCCCCUGCAGCACCCGCAACCGCAGCGCGGCUGGCAGCCGAACCUGCCAGGGUCCUACCCCACGGCGGACGCGCACCGGGAGGGCGUGAGCGAGUUCGAUACGAGCCUGGGGAUCAGGCUGGACUACGAGGCUGCGCUGGCGUAUUUGGCGUUUCCGCCGCUGGGUGCGAUAUUGUUGUUGAUUGGGGAGCGGAAUAGUGAUUAUGUGAGAUUUCACGCAUGGCAAUCGGCACUGCUAUUCACGGCCGUCAUGAUCUUCCACCUGGUGUUCCUCUCGUGGUCCAAGUUCCUGAGCUGGUUCUUCUUCAUCGGCGACGUGUUUGUCAUGGUGUGGCUGGCUUUGAAGGCGUACCAAGACGCGGAUACGCUAGAUAGAUUCGAGGUUCCCGUACUUGGCGCGCUGGCCAGCCGGAUUCUUGACGACGAAUGAAAUGUGACGAGACGACGAUGCAACGAGAAGCCUGGAGGGAUUACUGUGCUGUAAGAUGGCGAGGGGCGUGCCUUGAUGACUAUUGUUGUGCAUAUCAUAUACCCUUUUAAUUAGUCGGAGAGAGGAGCAUCUCGACCUAGGCCAGGCUGGCCUUUCUGCUCAUAGAUGUACCACAUUGUCUGUAUGAUGACGAGAGACCUUGAAAUUGAAAGUGCCAUGCAUUUAUACAGGAUAAUGACUAAGUAGGUAAUUACGGUAAUAUCUCAUCGAUGAAGUGAGGUCAGCUCAUCAACACCGUACAGUGAAUAGAC